GGAGGAGGCCGCUCGUAGGGCCCGGGACUGGCUUAGAGAGUGUACCCGGGACUGAGCGAAGGGGCUUUCCUGUUGGAAACCCCACUAAUCUGCAGCAGCCUUUAACAGAAGUUGUCCGGAUAUGCCUACAGCAGCGGGAGACUGAGUGACAGCACAUGCAGCUUCACUUUCGGAUUCAGUCAUUCUUUUUCUCCAUGGCUUAGGGGUAGCUCCUGGAUCUGACACGGGGCUGGCAACUAUAUUAGAACAGCGGGGCUGGCUUCCACCACGCCUAAGCCCUGCUAGUCUUAAAUAAAAACUGUGUGUACAUAGGGAUAAACUGUGCUCACCUGCUGUCCUGAAACCAGAGCUAGUGUCAAGACACCUUCUUCUUUGCUCACCACACUAGGAUAUACCAAGACUUUUGCAUAGUCUGGAGAUCAUUCUGUUUCUUUAUUUCCCCCAAGGAGUGUCCAUUAACAUUUGCUUUUCAUAACAAUUUGAUACAAUUGUAUAUUUAAUAGCUGCAAGCAACUAAGUCAUUUUGCAGUCACUUCUUUUUUUAUUUACUAUGUACUUACAAUUUAGAAAGUUUUUACUAUAUGUAUUUUGUUAAAUUAUUUUUGAUCUGGGGUAUUUCUUAUAUGACAGCGUAGUGUCGUUUUUUUAGUUUUUGGUUGUUUUAUUAUUUUAUAUAUUUUUUUUUGCACUUUUUGCUCAUUGGACUUAAGUCACAAUCAUGUCUCCUGUACAACUGGAGAACAGUCAGCUGGUGGUGGCUGGUGGACCAACUUCUGCCUCCCAGCCACCGCCACCUGGGACAGUUGUAGCUGCCACUGCUGCCAGCCAUGGGUAUCGACUGAGCACUCUCAUUGACUUCUUGCUGCAGAGAACUUAUCAGGAGAUCAACGUCUUGGCAGAUCUGCUCCCAAGGAAGACAGACAUGGAAAGGAAGAUUGAAAUUGUACAGUUUGCCAGUCGUACACGCCAGCUUUUUGUAAGAUUAUUAGCUCUUGUGAAAUGGGCAAACAACGCAGGAAAGGUGGAGAAAUGUGCGAUGAUUUCCAGUUUCCUAGAUCAGCAAACAAUAUUAUUUGUGGACACUGCUGACCGCCUGGCGUCCUUAGCUAGAGAUGCUCUUGUUCAUGCCCGUCUGCCUAGUUUUGCUAUUCCUUAUGCAAUUGAUGUGCUCACUACAGGAUCUUAUCCAAGGCUACCUACAUGUAUUCGAGAUAAAAUUAUUCCUCCAGAUCCUAUAACAAAAAUUGAGAAGCAAACAACUCUCCAUCAACUUAAUCAGAUACUCAGACACAGACUAGUAACAACAGAUCUUCCUCCACAAUUGGCAAAUCUCACAGUUGCAAAUGGCCGUGUUAAAUUUCGCGUUGAAGGGGAAUUUGAGGCAACUUUGACAGUAAUGGGAGAUGAUCCUGACAUUCCUUGGCGUCUUCUUAAAUUGGAAAUCCUAGUGGAAGAUAAGGAGACAGGAGAUGGCCGUGCUUUGGUGCACAGUAUGCAAAUCAGCUUUAUUCACCAGUUGGUGCAGUCAAGACUCUUUGCUGAUGAAAAACCACUUCAGGAUAUGUACAGCUGUUUGCAUUCCUUUUGCUUAUCACUUCAGCUAGAAGUUCUCCACUCACAGACACUAAUGCUGAUAAGAGAACGGUGGGGAGAUCUUGUGCAAGUGGAGAGAUACUUAACCGGGAAAUGCCUCACACUUUCUGUUUGGAACCAGCAGGUAGUGGGAAGAAGAAUAGGUACAGCGUCGGUUCACAAGGUCACCAUAAAGAUUGAUGAGAAUGAUUGCUCAAAGCCGUUGCAAAUUUCUCAUGAGCCUCCUCUGCCAGCUUGUGACUCUAAACUAAUGGAAAGGGCUAUGAGGAUUGAUCACUUAUCAAUAGAGAAACUUCUAAUCGACAGUGUACAUGCACGUUCUCACCAGAAGCUGCAAGAAUUAAAAGUCAUCCUGAAGAAUUUUAAUUCCAACGAUAACUCUUUUGUCGAGACAGCACUUCCAACCCUGGUAAUUCCCAUAUUAGAGCCAUGUGGCCGUUCAGAAUGUCUACAUGUGUUUGUAGAUCUUCAUUCGGGAAUGUUCCAGCUAAUGUUAUAUGGAUUUGACCAGGUAACAUUGGAUGAAAUUGAAAAAUCCAUUAAUGAUGACAUGACACGAAUUAUACCUUGGCUUCAGCAACUCAAGUUUUGGCUUGGUCAGCAGCGUUGUAAACAUUCGGUAAAGCAUUUGCCCACAGUAUGCAGUGAAACUUUGCAUUUAACAAACUAUGCAACCCAUCCUGUUAGUAACCUCUCCAGGCACAAGCUUUUCAUAAAGCUCACCCGGCUUCCACAGUAUUAUAUAGUAGUUGAAAUGUUUGAGGUUGCUGGCAGCCCAACAGAAUUGGAGUACACCUACCACUUCCUCUCUGUCAACCAUACAGAGGGUGAAGAUAACCCACCCACUGCCCUGGUUCUUCAGAGGUUCAAGCCAAAUGUUGUGGAACUGGCAAUGGAUGGAAAUUGUAAGAAACAAGCAAAAGCUGGAUCCAAGCGCAAGCUAUCUGGUGAACAGGGAUCACCAGAGUCAAAGAAACCAAAGCGUACAGGAGAGAUGUGUGCUUUCAAUAAAGUCCUUGCUCAUUUUGUGGCCAUGUGUGACUCCAAUAUGCCCUUUAUAGGGCUUCGUAUGGAGUUAUCGAACAUGGAGAUUCCACAUCAGGGUGUUCAAAUAGAAGGUGAUGGGUUUAGUCACGCCAUAAGAAUAUUAAGAGUUCCUCCUUGUAAAGGAAUAAGUGAAGAAACUCAGAAAGCACUAGAACAGUCUUUACUUGAUUGCACUUUCCGGUUACAAGGCAGGAAUAACCGAACAUGGGUAGCAGAGCUGGUGUUUGCAAACUGCCCUCUGAACAGUUCUAUCUCACGGGAGCAAGGGCCUACACGACAUGUGUAUUUGACAUAUGAAAACCCACUUUCUGAGCCAGUUGGUGGUCGAAAAGUAGUAGAAAUGUUCCUCAAUGACUGGAAUAGUAUUGCCCGACUAUAUGAAUGUGUUUUGGAAUUUUCACGGUGUUUACAAGUUGCAGCUAAUUAACUCUAAUGAACCAGGAGUAAUAAUGUUCAAGACAGAUGUACUCAAAUGUCGGGUGGCUCUUAACCCUACUACUAACCAGACUCUGCAGCUAAAAGUUACACCAGAAAAUGCUGCACAGUGGAAGGCGGAGGAGUUACAGGUUUUGGAGAAAUUCUUUGAAACCAGGGUUGCUGGUCCACCUUUUAAGGCUAAUACCCUGAUAGCUUUUACAAAGUUAUUAGGCGCUCCAACACACAUUCUUAGAGACUGUGUACACAUAAUGAAGCUAGAGCUGUUCCCGGAUCAAGCAAUCCAGCUGAAAUGGAAUGUGCAGUUUUGUUUAACUAUCCCUCCAAGUGCACCACCAAUAGCGCCUCCUGGCACCCCCGCUGUUGUCCUUAAAUCUAAAAUGCUGUUUUUUCUUCAGCUAACUCAGAAGACUUCGGUGCCACCAGAGCCUAUUAGUAUUAUCGUUCCCAUCAUCUAUGAUAUGGCUUCAGGGACAACACAACAAGCAGACAUUCCACGUCAGCAGAACUCGUCAGUGGCAGCUCCCCUUAUGGUCAGCAACAUCUUAAAAAGAUUUGCAGAGAUGAAUCCACCACGGCCAGGUGAAUGUACAAUAUUUGCUGCAGUACGGGAUUUAAUGGCUAAUCUAACAUUGCCCCCUGGUGGACGCCCAUGAACACUAUUUUGCAAUCAAAAUUUAAGUAUUAUUUUUGUUGCUAUAAAUACUUGGACAAAGGACAAUUUGCUGUUGGAUUUUUUUUUUGUCUAUAAAAACUAUGAAGUAAACCUGGCAGAUAUUUUCAGAGAUGCACUUCUUUCAUCAAGAAUAUAUAUAUAAUUGUUCAGAAAAGUAAUUUUUGUACAUUGAUCUUGUACAGUGUGUUUUACUACAGCACAUUUCAGGAUAAGUUGGAAAUAUAUUAUCCGUUUUCCAGGAGCAGAUUUAAUAUUCUGUUUUAUACUGGAAGGGUUAUGAAAAUGCCAAACUUGUGUUUUAUGUAAAUGUGUUUUCUUUGUUACAGAUUUUCUUCUUGUUUUUUUUUUCUUUUUUAAAUAAUGUCAUUUUCAAUACUGUAAAACUGUGACAAACUUUAUAAUGAAACUGUAUUUUAAUAUGACUGCUUCAAAUGCAAAUAUGAAAAUGAUAUAGGCAUGUUCUAAACAUGUCCUAAAAAAGCAAUAUUUAAUAAAUUAGAAGAAAUAUGUA
Molecule: messenger RNA, 4262 nt
Organism: Bombina bombina (fire-bellied toad)
Lineage: Eukaryota; Metazoa; Chordata; Amphibia; Anura; Bombinatoridae
Gene: MED14
Product: mediator complex subunit 14
Biological process (GO): regulation of transcription by RNA polymerase II
Cellular component (GO): mediator complex; core mediator complex
Molecular function (GO): transcription coregulator activity
Source: RefSeq, a predicted model, not a curated record